ACACAUUUGGGGUGGGCUUUGGGUUCAUGGGUAUGGCACUAAAAAAUGGAGGUUAAGAGCCCUUAACUGUUUUGUUAGAUGCCUUUGUCUUGUCAGAGACGUGCCUUUCUUCUUCCCAGUUCCCGGUAAUCCAAUCACCGUUCUCCUCUCUCCCUCCACCUUCACCUGAACCGCAAAAACGACACCGUUUCAGAACUCCUCCUCCUCUUCCCAUUUCACGGUAACCACUCUUCCCCUCCUCCAUUUCCGCCAUGAUCGACCUUCGAAAACUCAGAUCAACGUUCCCAUUUGCCAAUUUCACACAAAACCACUUGAUCCAUAAACCCCCACAAAACCCUAGAUUUCAUUCCACGAAGAAACCAAUCCAAUCGAAGGUGAAACCCUUUCCCAAAUCCAUCGUGAAAGAAGCCCAAGCCGCAUUGCUAGAGUACCUUCACUCCACGAGAAGCUUGCAGUUCUCCGACGCUGACAACAUGUGCAAAAACUCACCAUUCUUCCUCCAAGACCUCUUGAAGAAAACCCAAAUCCACAACAAGCACAAAGCAGCCACCACCACCACCGCAGCUGCCGCCGCCGCCGCAGCAAAGCAUUCCAUUUCGCGCUACCUCCGCUACCACCCCAUCAACGAGUUCGAACCCUUCUUCGAGAGUGUGGGGUUGAAGCCUUCUGAGUAUGCUUCUCUUCUCCCCCGUGACAUGAUGUUUCUCAAUGAUGAUGCUUUGUUGAUGGAGAAUUAUCAAACUCUGUGUAACUUUGGGGUUCAACGCACCAAGGUAGGUAGGAUUUUCAAGCGUGCUCCGGAGGUUUUUCGGUAUGAAUCUGGGGUUUUGAGCUUGAAGUUGAAGGCUUAUGAGGAGCUUGGUGUUGCAGCUUCUACAUUGGUGGAUGCUGUUGCUGCUAGCCCUAGCCUUUUGGUUGGGGAUGUUGACCUUGAUUUUGUUAAGGUUGUGGAGAAGUUGAAGGAGCAUUUUGUUGCAAAGGGUGGUGGUUGGGUUGAGGAGCAUUUUUUGGAUGGUGGGGUUUAUUGUAAUUGGGGCAUGGUGCUUAGGCUCUUGUGCUUGCUUUCAGAGGUGGGUUUCAGUGAGGGACAGAUAGAUGAGUUGAUUCGAGACCGCCCUUGUGUUGUUUUUCAAGAAUCGGGAGGUAGGGCGCUCUCCCUGAUUGCAUUCUUGAGCAAAUUUGGAUUAGCUGUGGACCGGAUUGCUCUCAUGUUCCUUGAGUUUCCGCAGAUUCGGAUCGACAAGUUCUACACCAACUUGAGGCGGUGUUUGCAGUUCCUGACUGAGAUUGAGAUGCAGGGUGAGGAGAUUGGAAGUAUUUUUCAGUCACACACCUUGUUGUUGGGUUCCUUCACUAUGAAGAAAACAAAGAGUUUGCUUGUUGACAUGAAUGUUGGCAGGAAGCGGCUUUGUAGAAUGGUGCAGGAUAACCCUCAAGAAAUGAAGAAUUGGGCUAUGGGAAUAAGAGUCCAGCCUAUGGUGAGCGUAAAGGCAGAGCAGCAGACGAUGUUGCGGAAAACAGAGUUCUUGGUGAGGUGGGGAUUUGUCGAAAAUGAAAACUCCGAGAAUUUGAAAGAGGCGUUUAAGCUGUUCAGAGGUAGGGGAACUGAGCUUCAGGAGAGGUUUGAUCUUAUUGUUAAUGCAGGCGUGGAUAGUGAGGAUGUCCGCAAAAUGCUCAGAGUUUCCCCUCAGAUUAUUAAUCAGAGCAUAGAUAGGAUCAAAAUGAAAAUGGAGUAUCUUGUAAAAGAAGGAUAUUCAAUAUCAGAUUUAGUGACUUUCCCAUCUUUUCUUUCCUAUACACCUAGCAGAGUUAAGCUUAGGUUAUCAAUGUAUAACUGGCUCAAAGACCAAGGGGUUGCAGAUGCAGGCCUUGCUUUGAGCACUACCAUUGCUUGCACAGAGAGAAUAUUCAUACAGCAGUAUGUAAAGCGCCAUCCAUCUGGCCUUCAAGUUUGGCAGAAAUUAAAGAAAGAAAUUCUUUCUGAGGAUUAAUUUAUUGCAUAACAAUGCUUCAGUGAUGAAAAUGUGGUUCUGGUUCAGAUUAUUGUGCAUCUCCCACUUUUACCAACUGUCAAUGAUGAUUCUGCUGCAAGUUGUAUUAUGAACUGAUGCAUCACUUCAAUUUGAAUUGAAGACAUGGAUGGCCAAAUGAAGAUCAGGGAUGUCAGCAACCAUGGCAUUGCCAUGAGCAAUGUUCAUAGGUGAUUUCUAAUUGCAGUUUUAGUGAGCACUGUUCAUAGGUGAUUUCUAAUUGCAGAGAUUUCAGACAUGACUUGUAGGUGGAAGAAUGUUGGGGAGAUAGAUUUUGUUCAGUAGUUGUCCACUUACCGCGGCUCGGCGGCUACAUUGGAGGUCACUAUCGAAGUGUUUGAUUUUCUAACCAAAUAAAUCUCCUCCUGAAAGUAGUUAACCACAUGGCGAAUCGAACUAGUGAGGGUUGAUGACGAGCUCUGAACCUGUACAUCGUGAGAAAAGAUGAUGGUCUUGCAACUUGUACGGUUGUUCCUUACGCCGCUAGGAAGGAUGGUGGCUUUGGGAUUUGAAUCUUCUCCAACGGAUGCAUGUACAACAGUGUUUUGAUUGGUCCCCAAUAAAUCAAUUAAGUUAUCUCUUAAUUUCAAUUUAAUCAAAGCUUUUGAAUAUAAAAGUCAAUGGCUAGGAUGUGGCUGUAGGGGCUGGAGAGAAAAAAGUGUUGAAGAGGA
Messenger RNA from Lotus japonicus, 2701 nucleotides. RefSeq names its product transcription termination factor MTEF18, mitochondrial-like. Gene Ontology annotation, molecular function: double-stranded DNA binding. Gene Ontology annotation, biological process: regulation of DNA-templated transcription. The coding region runs from base 252 to 1991 and encodes 579 amino acids. The transcript is spliced from 2 exons. Lineage: Eukaryota; Viridiplantae; Streptophyta; Magnoliopsida; Fabales; Fabaceae. The record is from RefSeq and is a predicted model, not a curated record.